Plectropomus leopardus (leopard coralgrouper) is the source of this 8400-nucleotide messenger RNA. RefSeq names its product telomerase-associated protein 1 (gene tep1). NCBI's taxonomy places the organism in Eukaryota, Metazoa, Chordata, Actinopteri, Perciformes, Serranidae. Gene Ontology annotation, molecular function: telomerase activity; telomerase RNA binding; protein binding. The record is from RefSeq and is a predicted model, not a curated record. Gene Ontology annotation, biological process: telomere maintenance via recombination. Gene Ontology annotation, cellular component: telomerase holoenzyme complex.
GGUCGGAUGAGGAAAUUUACGGUAAAUCCAGAGCAACAUUUAGCUCAAUAGAUGUCAGGAAUAGAUGCUAACACUACAGUAAAUCACACUGUAACCUUAUACACAAGAGGACGCGUUUGCUCAAAGUCAACGUUCUGCCCGUGGAGUUAAAUUGUGUUUCUCUCCGGAAUGAAGGCGUUAACUUUGCAGCAGGCAAAUGUGGCCCAAGGAGAGCAGCAGCAGGUCACAUGUGGGAGAAGUUUGUCUUCCAACUAUGCUCCUCCAAGACUGGAGAAUAAGUUCUUGGCUCAAACCUCCACACUGAUGCCCAAGCCCUGCUCUCAGCUCCUAAACUUUGCAGCACAACCUUCCUCCUGCCCCUCUCUCCAGCCCUCCAGCCUGUCAUCCACCUCAUGCUCCCUUCUCUCUUCCGCUUCCCUCUCACCUUCCCUCACCUCUCCUCUCCUCAGCACAGAGAACAAGCUCCUAAGUGGCCAUUUACCCGGUCUCUCUUUUUCCCUCACCUCCUCAACCUCUAUCCCUAAUGACUCUCUGCUCUCCACAUCCCUGGCCAGCAGUGCUCUGCUCAAUCGCUUUGCUCAUCCUCCUUCAUCCCUCCAUCCUGCUCUUAGUGGAGAACAGCAGAGGGACCAUGGAGGAGAUGAAGGCAGAGAGGAAACAUCUGAAGUGAUGCAGUCCUGUUCUGAAGAAGCAAGUGUGCAGUACUCUGAGGAAGAUGUUUUGCAUGAAGAGGAAGAGCUGGAUGCUGAGACAACCAUGGAAUUACCUGUCCUGGAAACAGAGUUGUGCAACCAAGAACUUGAAGAAACUAUGGUCAUCACACAAGAUGAGUUUGCUGAGAUUGAUGGAGGAAAUGCAGAUAUUGAAGAAGAGCUGAAAGAUAAAAAGUAUCUUUUGCUGAACGUGGUGUGUUGCUCCCUGGUCAAUAAGAGCACACCUCCAGGCCAGAAGGACUGGGACUCAGAGGAAAGUGUUUGGACCAAGAUCAUAAGCCUGGCAAAGGACAUUUCUGUCUCUGAUCCACAGUUUCUUCUCAAGGUCGCAGUUUACACUCGACAGGAGUUGAACAUUCGCAUCACAGCAAACUUCUUAUUGGCUCUGGCUGCCAAUCUGUCCUCCACCAAGCCACAUGUCCGCAGAUACUUCUGUGCUGCUGUACAGCUGCCGUCAGAUUGGCUGGAAGUUGUCAGAAUCUACAGCACAUGCUUCAGCCACUCCCUGCCAAUGUGCCUGAAGAAGGCAAUGGCGGACAAGUUCAAGCAGUUCAACGAGUAUCAGCUGGCCAAAUACAACACACGCAAACACCGCUGUAAGCACAACCGCAACAGGCGCAAAGCCAAGAAACCGAAUGAUCAGCAGCUGAAAGAGUGGGCGAACCUUCUGAGAUCAGAUGCAACAAUUCUGAAGAAGUUUUUGCAGGUAGAGGACAGCAAAGUGGUGGUGGAUAAAAAACAGAGUGAGUUCAGUAUAAAGAAGAUGAUCAAGAGGCUUCAUAUUAAAGAACCGGCUGAACAUGUUAUGGCCAUUCUGGGGAAAAAGUAUCCUGCUGACAUGAAAGCGUUCACCAAGAGUGGAAUAAAGGGCACAUGGGACAGAGAGAAAGCCGGGAAGCGAAUGAAGCUCAAAGAGCCGGAGACGUGGGAACGUCUGCUCAGCCUGGAGGGCAACAAGGCUGCCACCUGGGAGAAGCUCAUAGACAAUAAGUCUCUUCCAUUCAUGGCCAUGCUGAGGAACCUGAGGAACAUGAUCACCAGAGGCAUCAGUGAGGCUCAUCACAAAAAGAUCCUCAGCAGACUCACCAAUAAGAAAGCAGUUAUUCAGAGCCGUCAGUUUCCCAUCAGAUUCCUUGCUGCCUAUAAAGUCAUCAUGGAGCUUAACACUGUGGCCUCAGCAUCAGAGCAAGCUCUCCCCCCUGUCAAAGAGAUCCUGAAGGACAUCCUGAGUAAGAUCCCAAAGAGCAGGCGCUUCAAACGUCUGGAAUGGGAGACAACGCCAAGGAGGAGAAUAAGGGUGACGCUUGGAGUGCCGUUUAUCUAUCGACUAUACCGAGCGAAGAAGGCCCAGCUCCUAAAGGCCAAUCAGAGGCAGUACACUGUUGCUCUGUUGGAGCGUUACCGCAAAGCUCUGGAGACGGCUGUUCAGCUCUCCUGUCGUUACAAUGUGCCCCCACUCCCUGGACGGACCAUUAUCUUCCUCAGCGCUAACAUGAGGAGUGAUCAUGACUGGUGUAAGAGACAGGACUUCUGCCUUCCACCAGAUACUGAGCAAAAGAACGAUGAGGAGGAAGAAGAAGACGAAGAGAGUACAAAAAGAAGGAAGAAGAAGAAGCAGGAGGAUCAGCUCACUCCUUCUAUCACGGAGAUGGCAGUUUUGCUCUCUCUGAUGAUUGGCAGCAGUGCGGAGGACUGUCAGCUCUGUUUAGUUGAUUGGAGAUACAGUGAAGAAGUCAAGCUGAAGUCUGAUGUUCUCUUGGAUAAUGUCAGGAGUGUGAUGAAGCAAAUAAAGGAAUAUUUGCAACAGGACGAUAGGGACAGCCAUUGCUUCCCCAGAAUGCUCACCAAAAAAAACAAGGUGGACAACAUCAUCGUGCUGACUGACCACUGGGUCAGUCAUGAAAUCGAUUGGGCCAUCAAAAACUACAGGACGGAUGUGAACAACAAAGCGCUUGUGGUGCAAAUCUUCCUGUCAGACCGAGAGUCAGCGUUCAUCAAUGACAGGAACUGUGUGAAUCUGUCAGGCUUCAGUGAACAGAUGCUGAGGUUUGUGGCAGAACGAGGAUCAUCCAGGCUGCUGGACCAUGUGGAGCAUUUAGACAAACUGUACAAUGUGCCGCCACUCCCUAAAGACCCUCAGACCACAAACAAUGUCGUCCCUAUACCAGCCAGCCCCAAGUUAAGGUGGCAAGGUGUUCGCGUGUUCAUCUCCUCCACCUUCAGAGACAUGCACGCUGAGCGUGACAUCUUGGUGCGAAGCGUGUUCCCGGAGCUUCGCCGUCGUGCUGCAACACACUGCCUCUACCUGCAGGAGGUGGAGCUGCGUUGGGGUGUGACUGAGGAGGAGUCGGGGCGGGCCACUGAGCUUUGCCUGUCAGAGGUGUGUCGCAGCCAGAUGAUGGUAGCGAUCCUGGGGGAGAGGUACGGCCUUGUGCCUCCCAAACCUGUCCUCCCUGACCUGCCACAGCACAGCUGGCUGGCAUCAGCCCCAGAAGGCCUGUCCAUAACAGAGAUGGAAAUCCGUCAGUUCCAGGCUCUUUACCCAGAGACAGUGCGACAGCGAAUGUUCUGCUACUUCAGAGAUCCAAACAUCACCAAAUCAGUUCCAGUGGCUUGGAGAUCUGACUUUGCUCCUGAAUCAAAGGAGGCUGAGUCUAAAAUGGCCUCUCUGAAGAGAUGGAUCCAGGCCAGUGAAGUCAAGGUCACUGAAAAUUACUCAUGUGAGUGGGGCAGCGUUGUGGAUGGGAAACCAUAUCUAAAAAACCUUGAGGGUUUUGGAAGGAUGGUGCUGGAAGACCUGUGGAUGGCUGUAGUAAAGCAGUUUGUGAAAGAGGAUGAAGAAGCCGAUGCUAUUUCCGAUGUGAUGGAGCAGGAGGUGCACCAGGAAGCGCUGCAGAGGCAGUUCUUUGGCAGGGCGAAGCUGCUGUCCGCAGCUGUCGAGAUGGUGGAACAGGCCCAGAACAAAGGGGGGGUGAUGGUGGUGGAAGGAGGACCUGGAGAAGGCAAAACUGUCUUCAUGGCCGCUCUUGCAGACACCCUCAGGACUGGAGUUAAAUCCAGGAAAAACCUCGCCUGUGAUGUCAUCUCAUACUCUACAGCUGCCAGCCAAUCAGCGCACUCUUUGGAAAACCUAGUCCGAUGCCUCAUUCAGUGGUUGAGGAAGCUGAAAGAUACCGAGGAGGAAUCACCUCUUCCCCAUUCUUACAAAGAUUUGCUGUCAGAGUUUCACUCCAGUUUGAGUAACAUGAAGAAGGAUAAACCUCUGGUGCUGCUAGUCGAUGGGGUGGAUCUUGUCCAGGAUGGGAGAGGACAGCUUAGCUCUGAUUGGAUACCACAGCAGCUGCCACACGGUGUUUGUUUGGUAGUGAGCAUGACAACCAAAGCAGCAUUGUUGCAAACCCUGGCCAAGAAGAAAAGCACUGUCCUGUUUGCCCUGGGACAGCUUACCAUGCUGGACAGGAAAGAGAUAGUUCAAAAGGGACUGGACACCUUCGGGAAGAAACUCAGUGACUCUGCAUUCAAUAAUCAGCUCCAGACACUAAUUAUGAAGAAGGGAGCAGCAAGUCCUCUCUACCUGCACCUGGCCUGUGAAGACUUAAGGAACUUUGCCUCCUUUGAUAAGUUGAAGGAGAGCCUCCAGGGCUUGCCUCAGUCUCUGAGCCAGUUGGUUCAGUACAGCCUGGACCGACUCUGUUCGCAAUACAGAGUUAUGCCAGGACUCCGCUGGGCGCUGGCAACUCUCACUGUCAGCACCACUGGCCUGAGGGAGAGAGACUUGUACUCUGUGCUGAACACAUGCAAUGACUUAUCCUCACACGACGGACAAAUCACAUGGCAAAAAAUGCUGCAUCUGUCCAGGAAGCCCAAAGGACGCAUUCCAAUGGCCACUUUCACUCGUAUUUUACAGAGUUUACAAAGUCUGGUUGAUCCAUCUCAUUGCCAUGGCACUGAUGACCUGCUGGCUCUUACCAAUCCGGAGGUGAGGAGGGCCUUUGAGGACUUUUUCCUCCAAACAGACAAUGACAAAACCAGAGCUCACCUUGUCCUGGCAGCACAUCUGUGGACACUGGCCAACCCACAUGGCACAGAUACCUUCAUUCACUGUGAGGCCAACUCUGUCAUGCACCUGCCCUCCAACCUGAUACAAAGUGGCCAGCUGGAGGUGCUUCAAUCCCUGCUCUCUAGCUACUACUUCCUGUAUGCUAACGUGCGCCACGGCCUCCUGCACCACCUCCUGGAGACCUACAUCUUGUAUGAUAACAAGCAGAAGUCUGCACCCUCAUCUGGCUUCCAGGGUCAACUAGAAGACUGCCGGACUUUCCUGCGGCGUCAUAGCCCUCUGCUGUCCUCCUGGCCGGCUCUUUUCAUUCAGCAAGCCCUCAAUGAGCCUUCUGAGACCUCUGCUCACGCCUGGGCACAAGGCAUGGUGGGAAAAGGAGGAGCCCACAUAAUUGAGUGGCUGAACAAUGACAAUCAGAUUAUUCAGGAGUCCAGUGAGCUUGUGUCGACUUUCCCUUCUGAACCAUCCUGUUUGGUUGUGAGCUCGGAUGAAGAGCUGAUGGUGGUUGGUACUGGACAAGGAAUGCUGCAUUUCAUCAACACACUGACUGGACAGGAAGUGAAAUCACUGGUGAGCAGUUGUGACGGCAUCUCAAGCUGUGUCUUUCUCAAGGAUGGACGUCUUGCUACGACCUCCUUUGAUGGACGAAUAGAGAUCUGGGACAUCGGGAGUGGCUGCAGGACUGCUCUUAUUGAGGGCCACACUAAUGCGAUCACAGCAAGUGAUAUCACCGCAGACAGGAAGCACCUUGCAACGGUGUCUCUGGACUUCAUGCUGAAAGUGUGGUCCUCUACCAAAGGUAAUGAGGUAGCGGCCCUGCCCAGCUCCAGCCCUUUGAACUGUGUGACCUUUGACCCUGAGGGUCACUUGCUGGCUGCUGGUUGCUGGAAUGGGAACGUGACUGUGUGGAACUGGCUCCAGAAUAAAACACUAGCAACCCUGUCUGGUCACCAGCGUUCAGUGCGUAGUCUUUCCUUCUCUCCCUCCUCCUCCAUGCUCUGCUCCGGCUCUGUGUCUGGAGAGGUAAGGGUGUGGUCGGUGCCCACCUCCACCUGUGUGGGAUGUUUCCAGGCUCACUGCGGAGCCACAGAGGCCCUCACUUUCCUGGAUGAGGGGAGCAAACUGCUGAGCGCCGGCUCUGAUCACAUGCUCCAGCUCUGGUCAGGUGGACUUGGACGUUCGGUCACUGCUUUAAAAAGUGAUGAAUGCGAGCAGGAGCCUCCUCGGAAGAAACGAAAGUCUGUAACAUCUGAUCCUGCUGCUCUGUGUGUGGCUGUUAAUGGAGACUAUGUUGCUGUGGGAUACCAUGGUGACGGCUUCAAACUCUUCAGUCUUGACUCAGGUGAGAGGAUCUGGGAACCCGAGUUACUCACAGUGUCCGUACAGUGUCUGCUAUGGGUCGUUUCGGAGGCAGAGGAGCUGCUGUUGUCUUCAGGAAGUGACAAACUUGUGAGAGUGUGGAAGAGAAAAGAAGAGGAGAAGGGACUCCUGGGAGGCCUGGAAAUGAGCGGACUGUUUGGUGGGCAGCAAGGCGCCAUCCAGGCAUUGGCACAAAACUCCACAUACCUGGCUACAGCUUCAGAUAACUUCACCAUUGCUCUGUGGUUAUUGAGCAAUCUGGCCGUCGAUCCCUGUGCUGAGCCUCAUGAUCUCCUAAGGGGCCACAGCGGAGGAGUCACAUGUAUAGCUUUUAGCCCUGAUGGUGAACAGCUGCUGUCUGGAGGAAAAGAUCAGGCCCUGAUGGUGUGGGAUGUGAGUUCAUCUCCUGCUGUUCUCGCUAAGUCGCUCCCUCACUCUCACAAAGACUGGAUCACCGGCUGUGUUUGGACUCAAGACUGUGUGAUCAGCUCUUCAAACGACGGGAGGCUUUGUUUAUGGGAUCUGCAGGCAGGCCAGCGUCUCAGAGAAAUCUCCUGGAGAAAUCCUCUUACAUCUGUCUGCUGUCUGGGGCAGUAUGUGAUCGCUGGCUGUGCAGGGGGAGCGCUACAUGUUUGGAACUGGGAAACAAACAUAGAAAUCUGCCACAUUGCUGCACACAAGCAACGUAUACACCACUGCAGUCUCCUCCCAAAUACAGACAAGAACAAAGAAGACAACCCAGAAGAAAUGACUGUUUUCACUGCGUCUGAUGACGGCAGAGUGCAGCUCUGGAAACCACUACAGGUGGAGCACUUGGCCACCUUCCAGGGUCACAGCGGUGCAAUAUGUGGAGUUGUUUGCAAAGAAGGACUGCAAGAAUUUCUCACUGUUUCCGAAGACUGUUCAUUGCGAUGCUGGAUGUGGGCAACAGAAAGUGCUCCCAGUCUGAAAGGCCCAGUCACAGCUCUGUGCUUCACCCAGAGAGGUGAUCUGCUUCUUGCUGGUUACGAGUCUGGUUUGGUGGAGCUAUGGCAGAACCACACUGUAGUUGGCCACAAGCAGGCUUCAGACAGCACCGUCACAGCGAUCUGCUCCAUGCCAGAUGAUCAGUUUGCUGUCAGCUACACUAAGCUCGCUGUUGAUGUGUGGAAGGUGGUGUGGAACCAACAACACAGCACUGCAAGCCUGGUGAAGGUAACUACCUACAAAGUGGAAGAAUCAGUGGUCCGCCUCAACUACUGCUCUGUCCUGAUGGGUGUGUCAGUUAAAGGACUGAUAUUUGACAUCACAGCAGAUGAAGAAAACAAGUGGCGCCACCAAAUCUCCAACUGGCACGAAUGUGUCCGAAUUUUGGGGAUGAUCCGCAACGACGAGAAAAGCAUGUGGCUGGUGGGCGAAGCAGACAGAAAAGUCAGAAUUGGCUUUGUUUUUGCCCUGGGCCCCAAAAAUAGUUUCAAUUCAGCUUUCAGCUCAAUGGAUUUAGAGACUGACGAAGAGGAAGAGAAGAAAGGGAGCCUGAUAACAGCUGGAACUCUGGACAAAGAAUUUGUCGUGUGUGGAGAUAUGAAAGGCAACAUGUGGUUCAACCAGCCUUCAGAGUAUUCCCCAUGGAGCAGCAGAAAACCUGUUCAUACUGACAGAAUCAGUGUGCUGAAAGUCACUGACAGCACCAUCAUCUCAGCCUCCUACGACAGGACGGUGAAGCUGUGGGACAGAAACACCAAGAAACAGGUGGGAAUGUUUGUGUGUGGAGGUCCUGUUCUGCAUUUGGAGGUGAACCCUGAAAACCCCACUGAGCUGGUUUGUGGUGACGGACAGGGAAAGCUCUAUUUUCUCUCCUGGAAAGAAUAAUUAUCAAGAUAUUACACACUAAAUUCAGCAUUUAGGAAAAAUGCUUAAACCCUACACUAGCCAAAGAUUACCGGGAAUAUUUUGCUUCCUCUUUGCUUCGUUGAUGGUGAAUAUGCACUACAUCAAUAUAUUAUACUCAAAGACGGUGAAAUGUUUACACCCCAUACAGGGAUUAGCAUCUAUGUAAUAGUUGCAAAGAUAUGUUUGCGUGUGCCUUUAAUUUAGAUAGCAAAAGAACUUGCAAAUGUAACAAGCACUUCAAACAGCUUUAAAAAAAAUGUUAUAAGUUGUAGUUUUGUGCAAACUGAAUUAAUUAAAGUUAUCUUGUUUAAAAAAUUAUAAAGGAAUGAAAACAGUAAUGUGGGUAAAAUAAACAGAAAUGUUCUUUUCUUUGGCAAUAAAUUAUGUUCAAAUCUG